Molecule: messenger RNA, 1645 nt
Organism: Ciona intestinalis (vase tunicate)
Lineage: Eukaryota; Metazoa; Chordata; Ascidiacea; Phlebobranchia; Cionidae
Source: RefSeq, a predicted model, not a curated record
GAGAUUAAAACCAUCUCUUUGUAUAAAAGUGUUCCUUAGUUCUUACUGAUACCCGCUGUUCAAUUUCAUGACUAUAACGUGCAUGACGAACGUUAUAUAAUACUUUUGUGCCGUUACAUAUCGCUAUUGUACCGUAAUAAAUCGUUAAAGCAAGUCAGGAGAAUUACAGUGAUAAAGCAUGUUUUUGCACCUCUUCGAAGUUUAUUUUUAACACGAACCCCCGACUUUUUUACAAAAUAAAUUAAGUGGAUGCCAGUGACGUCUAAGAAACAGUUUGAAACCAAAAUUUCACUGAAAAAAAUGGCAUUGUUAAAAAAUCAGGAAGAAAUUUAUUUUCAACUUUCAAGUUUAUUGGAACGAACAGACAUUGCAAGUUCUUCAUUUGUUUUGUCUAGUGUGGCAAUGAAGUGUGACGAAAAGCUGCUGGAGGAAUUCAUGAACGACAAACCAGAUGUCACUGAUAAAAACUUUCGAAUUUUUGUUCAAGCUCAUUUAUAUACUGCUUCAUUCUGGGGUUUUUUUGAUGUUGCUCACGCUCUUAUUCAACAAGGAGCAGAUGUUAACCACAAAAACACAUCAACUUUGUGGACACCACUCCAUGCUGCUUGCUUUCAAGAGCAUGAAAAAUUGAUUGUUCUUUUACUUGAAAGUGGAGCAAAUAUUUACUCACUUGACAAAGAUGGAAGAAGUUGUGUUGAUAUUGCAUCUGUAUCAAAUAAAGUGUGGAGCCAUUUUUCUGACCUGGGUUGUAAAAGAACACCUGAUGCUCUGUUAAUUAAGAAAGGCUUGCUGCAAAACUCAGUAAAUGUAAUGAAAGACAACUUCCAAAUGGAUCUUCAUACAAAGAGUGGCAUUAAACUGAUUGAGUAUACGCCACCCCAAUCUAGUCGGUUUAAGAAAUCUGUAAAUUCAUCCACAGAGAUGCAAGCUGCAUUAGGUGGAGAUGUGUUAGCUGGUAAUGAUAUUACACCAAGACAAAACACCUCAUCAUCUCGAUCUGUGUCAAAGUCUUCAAUGUCAAGCUUACUACAGUGGAAAUAAUAUUUCUGUACCUCAUAAUUAUUCAUCAAAGUCUCUACAAUGAUGAUGAUUCUUAAUUUUGAUGUACUAACAACCAGAAAUUUCAAAGACUAUAAAAUUCACUGUGUAUAUGUCAGCUUUUAAUGUUUUUAUUUUUUUUGUAUACACCUAUUUAUUGGUUGUUCGUCUUUUGCGUAACGUCAGCGGGUGCAUUCAUACGUCGGACGGUAUCGUAAUAUAUUCGUUCCAUGGCGCCCUCUAUGAUUCGUUCCGCUUAAUAUAUUUGUACCGGGCGAUAUUGCGUAUGCUCCGAGACGCUACGCAGGUCGAAGCAAAUACACUGACCAACCGGUGUCGCAGAAUUCUGGUUCCCCUAAAACUGCUUCGCAUUGGCUACUUAACUUAUUUUAUGAGAAAUCUAGAACUCUGCUUCCGAAUAAAAAUAACAGUUGUUAGAUGCGACAUAUCUUGUACAUUUUUUAAAGAUUUAUAUUCUUAAAAAAAGUUGUAACAUACGAUAUUUUAAAGUAUAUUGAGGCGUGUGAACACUACCGUUAAUACGUCAUCAACAACGAAAAGGGUGGCGAAACCUCUAUAUUUUUACAUAAAAUAAACUAUCUAAAAA